AUGGCAGAUUGUUCAACAAUUCAGAACAUCCUUCAAUCGCAUCUGGACAGGCUUCUCCAGUCUCGCGAAUAUCCGAAAACAAUUUGUCCUUCUGAGGUAGCACGAUCAUUGACAGCCAACGAUCUUCGUGAAGCUGGCAUGGGAUCUUGGAGAGACACCAUGACCGAAAUUCGACGACUCGCUGCCGCUAUGAGGUCGAGACGUGAAAUAGAGGUCCUGCAGAGAGGAAUUGUACUUGAUGGAGAGCUUGGAGAUAAUCUUGAGACUGUAGUUGGUCCGAUCAGACUCAGAAAGCCGUCAUCAAAGCCAGCUUGA
This is a messenger RNA of Mollisia scopiformis, 315 nucleotides long. RefSeq lists its product as uncharacterized. The record is from RefSeq and is a predicted model, not a curated record. Lineage: Eukaryota; Fungi; Ascomycota; Leotiomycetes; Helotiales; Mollisiaceae. The transcript has a single exon. Bases 1 to 315 code for a protein of 104 amino acids.